Messenger RNA from Passer montanus (Eurasian tree sparrow), 1057 nucleotides. It is a transcript of the gene POU2AF3, whose product is annotated as colorectal cancer associated 2. Lineage: Eukaryota; Metazoa; Chordata; Aves; Passeriformes; Passeridae. The coding region runs from base 74 to 787 and encodes 237 amino acids. The transcript is spliced from 5 exons. Gene Ontology annotation, cellular component: cytoplasm. The record is from RefSeq and is a predicted model, not a curated record. Gene Ontology annotation, molecular function: DNA binding; POU domain binding.
GUGGGGCCGGGGCCGGGGCCACCUCUGCUGCUGCACCGGGCACCUGGCGAGGUGCUGCCCGCUCCGGCUCGCCAUGUCCGGAAAGCCCAAGGUGUACCAAGGCGUGAGGGUGAAGAUCACAGUCAAGGAGUUGCUGCAGCAGAGGAGAGCACGACAAGCAGCCACUGGUUCAGCAGUUCCUUGGGACAGCAGCAGCAGCAGCAGCAUCCAGUUCGCAGAGUCUGUGUCUCCGCCUCACCCAGAACCUUUUGAAGCAGAACCCAUCCCUCCUGUGCCCAGCUGCUGCCCGUCCUGGCAGUUUUCCAGCUGCCUCUCCUGUGAGGAAAGCCCUGGAUACCUGGAGCAGCUGAUAGAUUCCUGCCUGCAGUCGGAUGCACCCUCUGAGCCAGCCUUCAGUGCCCUCCAGCCAUCCCCACACUACACCCCUGACACCUUCCAGCCAGUCCAGCUCUGCUUCAACCAGGGCCUGGCUGCCAGCUCUCCCAGCCCAGCCGACCUGCCCAGCCCGUGGAACUCGAGCUGCUCUCCCCCUCAGCUGUCUCCCCUCACCCCGCUGACCCCCAGCCCGCCCUACAGCUGUCCCAUGGAGGAGUGGCCCUGCCACCCGCCGUGUCCCCUGCCCAGCCCCGCCUGCUGCUGCACGGCCUGUGGCUCGCAGGGCAGGGACAGCCGGGGCCAGCAGUGCUUCCCCUGCCCCAGCACGGACUGCGUGGAAUUCCUGCCACCCCUGGCCGUGCCCGAGGACUUCUUCAGGAGGGACAGGAGCUGUGACAUUUGCUACAGCUAAUGGGGGCUGUGGUUUCACACAUCCACUCUAUCCAAAGCAGAUUAAAUUGCCCAUGAACUAUGCAAAGUCGUGCUGCCUAACACAGCCCAGUUUAUUCUUCACUACUUACACUUUUUUUACAAGAUGCUGUCACUACAUUGAUCUAAGGUCAGGGGUGUUUUGUUGGUGGUGUGGUGGUUUGGUGGGGUUUUUUCCCUGUUUAUUUUUUCAUUGUUGCUGUUUUUUAAAAUAAAUCUGAAGCUGCCUUAUCAAACACUUGUCAUUAAACCA